This is a messenger RNA of Rhineura floridana, 596 nucleotides long. RefSeq names its product HESX homeobox 1 (gene HESX1). Lineage: Eukaryota; Metazoa; Chordata; Lepidosauria; Squamata; Rhineuridae. The record is from RefSeq and is a predicted model, not a curated record. Bases 1 to 591 code for a protein of 196 amino acids. The transcript has 4 exons. Gene Ontology annotation, cellular component: nucleus. Gene Ontology annotation, molecular function: DNA-binding transcription repressor activity, RNA polymerase II-specific; RNA polymerase II cis-regulatory region sequence-specific DNA binding. Gene Ontology annotation, biological process: regulation of transcription by RNA polymerase II; pituitary gland development; forebrain development.
AUGGCAGGCAGAUCACUAUGUUCUCAUAAUGCAACUUCUCACGAUCAUCAGAACACAUCCAAUCUUGAGGAAAACAAAAACGCAUCAUGUUCAUUUUCCAUUGAAAGCAUUUUGGGGUUAGAGCGGAAAAAAGAUGCCACUCCAGCGGCAACACCUCACAGGCCGUGGGUGGAUAAAUGCAGUGAUUUAGGAGAGGAUUAUAACCCUUGUCUGCGAUUCCCUGGCAUUUCCUAUGCAAUCCCAUUGUUUAAUGCAAUCAACUAUCCAGAGGCAGAAGAAAGAGUUCAAAAAUGUGAAAACUAUUUUGCAGGCAAUGAAAGGCUUUCUUACAAAAGGGAAUUGAGUUGGUACAGAGGUAGGAGGCCAAGGACUGCAUUCACUCGAAGCCAGAUUGAAAUACUGGAAAACGUUUUUAGAGUGAACUCUUAUCCUGGCAUUGAUGUUAGAGAAGAACUAGCUCAAAAAUUAGAUUUAGAUGAAGACAGGAUCCAGAUAUGGUUCCAGAAUCGUCGUGCAAAGCUGAAGAGGUCCCACAGAGAAUCUCAGUUUCUAAUGGUGAAAAACACUUUCUCUCAAAACAUAAUAAAAUAGGAAUA